Molecule: messenger RNA, 540 nt
Organism: Adineta steineri
Lineage: Eukaryota; Metazoa; Rotifera; Eurotatoria; Adinetida; Adinetidae
Source: the annotation of a GenBank genome assembly
AUGGUUAAUUUCUUCUCGAAACUAUUUGGUUUAAAUUCUGUUAGUGAAUCACUUGUAUCGGCUCUUACAGAUGCCGUUUCUAAAGCUAAAGAAGCUGUACAAGAACUUCUAAAUGUGAUGGAAUAUGAUCUUGAAUUUGGCAUCAAAAAAUAUACUGUCAUCUUAGCAAAUAACGGUCUUUUAAUGCUCUUGGUCAUUUUAAUCACAAUUAUAACAAUCUUCUUAACCAUUUUUCUUAUGCUUAAAAUCUACGAACGUUUACAUAUUAGUUUAUUUUGGCAAAGACUUGUAUCAUUUAUUAUUAUACUUAUUACUUAUUUAUGGCUGACUUAUAGUACAAUUGAAAUUGCUUAUAAUAUUCCAAAACCAAUUCCAAUUAUUCUUGCUAGUGGAAUAUCAUUUCUUGGACCGAUUAUUAUUCUCAUCAUUUAUUCUUCCAGAUCUAGGCGUUUCUGUACACAAAUAUUUAAGAAGAUAAAACCGGAAUCGUUAAAAGACGAAGAAGAAUCAUUGACUGAUAAGCAUACAUGUUUAGUUUAA